CGACUCGACGAUGAUUGGCCAGGGCACCUCCGUCUUGGCGACGGUGACCGCGCGUGGGUCGGGGUGGAAUGAAAGCUGGCAUCAUCGGUAACGUGAAGUAGCAGACACGCGAACAACGCCGGAACGAGCCUCUUUCGCUCCCACCAGUCGUCCACCACCCGUGGGCAUGUCGAGAUGACCUUCCCUUCCUCGUCACUUUCCACCGCCGAAAGAAUCCCACAAUGAGAUCACGACUGUUGCGGCCCUUGCCGCUCAUCUUCAUUUUCCUUUCGAUUUUUCUUUCCGUAUCAGCAUUCAAUUUCCGAGCGAGCGAACGAGCGCAUUCACAACAACCCCUCGGAGACCAACAAUCAUCCUCUUCAACACCACCAGCUUCAUGGGACGACUGGGGCGCGCAGAGACAAGAGGGGGACAAUGGCGGCUGGGCUGCUUAUAAUGAGGCGACGGCAUUAUUGGCGAAGAUCCGCCCUUCGGCGACGCCAUGGUGGGAUUUCAAGAAGUCGGGUGUGUUCGGUACCAGCGCAUACUACGCCAAAGAGCUCUUCUUUGUGCUCUUCAUGAACGGUCCCCCUCAACAGCAGCUUCUCACUACGGACCCAACUUCACGAAAAUUGGGCCCUCCGCUCGGCGAUGCAGUCCGGCUGCUUAAAGACGCUGCUGCCGAGUACAACCCCGACGCCAUCUUCACAUUGGCCGAGCUGAAUUUCCACGGCAACUAUUCGCAUCCACGCAAUUAUACCGAAGCCUUCCGUCUGUACAAUCAGCUCGCAACAUUGGAUGGAAAUGCUACAGCGCAAUAUAUGGUUGGGUUUAUGUAUGCGACGGGCAUCGGAAGAGCCGUGCAGCAGGACCAGGCGAAAGCUAUGCUGUAUCACUCACUUGCCGCUCAACAGGGGGAUAUCCGGUCAGCAAUGACUGUUGCGUAUAGGCAUUUUGCCGGAAUCUCGACUACCCGAAACUGCGAGGAUGCCGUGUACUGGUACCGGAGUGUGGCGAACAGAGCUAUCGAUUACAUGCGAAGCGGUCCACCAGGAGGUUAUGCAUUGGCCAAACACUCAUACAGAAUUGCCGAUGAGCAAGGCGGCGUAUAUGGCGAGGGAGCCAGUGUUAGUAGUUCUGGCCGCCUCGCCGACCGAGGAGGCGUGCAUUCGAGUCGAUAUUCCGCCUUCGAUGAUGUGCUGGAAUACAUGGAUAUGCAGGCACGCAAAGGCAACAUCGAAUUGAAGUUCAGGUUGGCAAGACACAGCUAUGAAGGUAGCAGAUCUGCACCCAAGAAUCUCCUCGAAGCUAAGAAGCGUUUCUUGGAGAUCGCUCGUUUGUAUUGGCCUAAAGAUGGCAAGGCGAAGACAACUCUUAUCGGCCACGACAAGGUGUACCCCCCUAAGGCUGCUGGCUAUCUUGGACGGAUGUUCUUGCGUGGCGAAGGAGCGCAGCAGAAUUUCGCCAUUGCAAAGACAUGGUUCGCUCGCGGUAUUGAGCAUGGAGAUGGCUUGUCUCAGUAUUCCAUGGGGCUGUUGUAUCUACACGGUCUCGGCGUUCCCCAAGAUGCAGUCAAAGCUGCUAGCUACUUUGGAGCUGCAGCGGAUCAAGGCUCUCCUUCUGCUCAAGUGGAAAUGGGCGCCUUGUUUCUUGACCAAGGCGACGUGGCCACAGCCAUCAAGUACUUUGAGCUUGCUGGGGGUAACGGACAUAUCGAGGCGUAUUACUAUCUCGCCGAACUUACUUACAAUGGCGUGGGGCGCGACAAAUCGUGCGAGCUCGGCUCUGCAUACUACAAAGUGGUGUCGGAAAAAGCCGAGAUAAUCUCUACGACAUUCGCCGAAGCUAACCAAGCGUACAAAGACGGAGAUCUCGAGGCAGCACUGGUUGGAUAUAUGAUGGCUGCUGAGCAAGGUUUUGAGGCUGGACAAGUGAACGUUGCCUACCUCCUCGACCAAGCCAAGCCUCGCUUUAGCAUGAACGAUUUGCUCCCUCUUGUGCGGAAAAAGGCUGCUUUGGCCGGCGAUGCUUUCCUUGCAUUGAUCUAUUGGAACCGCUCAGCCGAACAGAAGAACUACGAUUCUCUUGUCAAAGUCGGAGACUACUAUCUUCUUGGCUUAGGCGCCAAAGCAGACCCCGAGAAGGCGGCUGCCGCUUAUCAAGCAGCUGCUGACUCCAUGCAGAGUGCCCAAGCUCUAUGGAAUCUCGGAUGGAUGCAUGAGAAUGGCAUCGGUAUCGAGCAAGAUUUCCACCUCGCUAAGCGACACUACGACCUGGCUUUGGAGGUAAAUCCUCGUGAGGCCCAUCUCCCUGUUGUGCUUGCCUUGUACAAGUUGAGAUUGCGAAGUUGGUGGAACACCGUCACGCACGGCAGCGUGAAGUCCAUUCAAGACGAACCAGUUACCAAGAAGGAGUGGUCGUUCUGGGAAUGGAUUGACGACUUCCUCGACGCCGAAUUCGCCCACGAUGCUGAGCACUUGGACCCCGACGACUACGAAGACUCACCUAUGCCCGGUGGUGACGAAGACUACUACGACGACGAUAUCGAAUCCGAGAUUCUCGAAUCGCUUGUCAUCCUCGCGCUCUCGGGCGCCCUAGCUUUCCUUGUGUGGUAUCGCGCACAGCGCCAGCGUCGUCAAGAAGAAGCACGCAGGAGGCAGGAACUGUUACAACAGCUGAAUCACGGACCUCAGCAACAGCAACAACAGAAUCCGCAACCGCAAGACAAUGGCCGAGGCGUGUUCCCCGAUCCUAACGAUCCUGCUUUCAUGGGGUGGGUUGCUGGCGGCAUUGGGCGUUGA
This is a messenger RNA of Periconia digitata, 2780 nucleotides long. The record is from the annotation of a GenBank genome assembly. Lineage: Eukaryota; Fungi; Ascomycota; Dothideomycetes; Pleosporales; Periconiaceae.